CUGCUAUUUAGUUUUUUUUGCCGUUUUAAUCCUCUUGCUGCUUUCACUAGUUAAUUUAAAUGGUCAUGCAGAGUAAAAAAUGAUUUUUUUCUCACAAUAUUCUAUAUAGUCUGCUAUUUUCAAUUAGUAUGAGCUCAUAAAUUCUACCUGCACAAUAAAAGAAUUAACAAAAUGUUGUUUAAAGUAGUUUUCCUGCCAGCUACCCAUAAAAAUCUUCUCUUUUACUUGUAUUGAAAUUCAUCCACUGUAUUGUCCCAACAUCACACUAUUUCCACAUCCUGACCAGCUCUCACCUCUCUCUUCUCCUUCAGCCUGUUUAGGAAACCCUUUGAUGGUGGGAAGAGGACGAUGGAUCAUGGCAGUCAGCAGCCACAGACUCCGCAGAUGCCAGGACCCUUCACAGGUUAUGCGGGACCCCAGGGCCCAUACCCUGGGCAGCACCCAGCCCUGUUACGGCUGGACGAGGUGCAAAGGGAGAUUGCCACCCUGGGUCCACAGGUGUGCUCUUACAGCGGCCUGCAGAGCGACAGGGAGUACAAACGACUGGAGCGAGAGCUGACCCGAUUACUGCUGGAGGUCGAUAAGGUGGAGACGGAGGGCCGGCCGGAGCUUCAGCAGGCUCGGAAGCGUGCGGCAGGAGAGGUGGAGGGUCUGCUUCGCUACCUGGAGGGCAACGCUACGCAUCCGUCUCGGCUGGCCAUUGAGGAGCUGACCCAGGAGGUGCAGAACUUGCUGAAUGAAGGGGUUGUGGGGCCGUUCCGGCAGGGCCAGGCUCAAGAUGCCUUUGAGAUCAGUGAGGAGCUGGUGGAGGCUGUGCAGGAUGUGGCCAUGCGGCUGGCUCAGGUUAAGACGGGUGGAAGUGUCCCUCUCAGGAAGGCCCGUUACAAAGCGCUGACACGGGUCUGUGCCGUACAGGAAUUACUGGAGGGUCGUGUCCGCACUCAAACGCUGGCGCUGCCAUUGUCCGAUGACACGCAUGAGGCUGUGCAGCGUAUUAAUCAAGUCAUGGCGCAGGUGAGUGGUGCCCGGUGCCAGGAAGUGGCUCUGCUGAUGGGUCUGAGUGGGCGUGAUAGCUGUGCCCACCUGGCGAGGAUCCUUACAGAGCUGUUGGUUGAACUGGACGCCCUGGAUGUGUCUAGUAAUGCUGCGGUGAGGAAUUACAGAAAACAAGUGGUGGAGGAGAUCAACGGUCUGCUAAAACAUCUUGACCUGGAAGGAGAAGGAGAGGACACACGCAGGUAUGAUCUAGCGCAGAAUGACUCGAUCCGUGAAAUUGAGGCGAUCAGGGGCCGCGUCUCAGUGCUGCGGGAGGAGGUGCUCCGGCACGGUGCUGCAGGACAGGGGACGGAGCUGCAAGGUCUCCUCACGCACCUGGAUCAGGUGGGCACGGGGCGAAAUCCCUGCAUCCGGGAGGCGCGGCGCAGGGCCGUGCUGGAAGUUCAGGCGCUCAUCACCUUCCUAGACCUCUGGGAAGCCCUCGGACGGCGUAACCCCGGAUCAGACGAGCCUCCGCCUCAUGCAGCCGUGUGGCGUGUCUUAGCCAGCCUGUGCGACCUGCAGGCUCAGGCUUUGGGCUUUGAUGGCAAGAGGGCUGACAAGAGCUACAUGGUAUUAGAGGAGCUACUGACCAAACAACUUCUGGCUCUUGAUGCUGUGGACCCUCAGGGUGACCAGGGGACCAAAAAUGCCCGUAAGCAAGCUGUUAAACAUGCUCAGAAUAUCCUUAGUUACCUGGAUAUGAAGACAGAUGAGUGGGAGUACUGAGAGGCCCAUUAAAGAGACUGGGAAUAAGGAGCUGCAAGGAAAAAGGCAAAAGGUUUUUUGCCUCUUGUGCGACAUAUGAGGACACGGUCGUGCCGAGGAUACAGGCCAUGGGCGGAAUUUUUCAUUUGUAUAUAAAAGACUAUGUAUCGCCGUGGGCAGCGAGACUGUUACCCAUGAUGCACUGCACCUGCUGCUUUUAUUGGUCCAUUACUGGUCCCUGAAAGCUGCCUUUCUCCUAGCAGAAGGAAACAUGGUUUCUACUGCAUAUGAAGCAUUUGUUUUCAUGACAAUAACCCAUGAUCUUUUUAGUUGAAUCUGUGCUGUUGAUUGGUGUGGUGUGGUGCUAAACCCAGUUUGGCUGCCAAAAUCUGCUUCUUGCUUUUUCCCAGAUGCCCGGAUGGAGCACAUUUCAGUCUUUAUCGCGGUGUGAGUACAUCAGCUCUAUAAACAACAACUGACCCAAAGGGAACAAUAUUUUAGCAUUUCCUUGUAUCUUCUACAUAUAUGUCCCAGUUUAUGUUAAAGGGAUAGUUCACCCAAAAAUAAAAAUUCUGUCAUUAAUUUACAAACAUUGGUUUGUGAUAUCAGUUUAAAGGUGAAGUGUAAUUUCUGUGCCGUUUGUGUCAACAAAUGGACAGUGUUUAUACACUUUUUAGGGUAUUUAACAUGAAAUGACACACUUCACCUUUAAAGAAGACUCAAUGACAGCUAAAAAAAAAUCAAUCAGACUUCUAAACCUCCCUGUAGUUUUGUCAGAUUUCAUAGAGGACUGUGACCAAAAUGCAAUGAGGAGACGUUUCUUUUUACUAUGGAGGACAAAGAAUAGAAACUAGUUCACAGGGUUUCUUGUCUUCUCCAUUGGUUUUUUUUGCUGUUAGGCAAAAAGUGCCUGUGCAAGUGACUAGGGAAUCAAGCAGAGACUGUGUGUGUGUGUGUCUGUGAUUGUAAAAAAAAAAAAAAGUGGUGCGUGCUAUUUUGGUGGUGAGACUGAUCAAAGUGGACAGGGUUGUUCUAGGACAUUUUCAUCGGAGCGGCAGGGAAAGACGGCAAGCUAUCAAACAAACUCAAACACUGGCUACAUUCACACAGAUCAAUGUGACCCAAAUUCUUUUUUUCUGUUACACAUGAUAGAUCUGGGGUUUUGGGAUGACAGUACUAUGAACCAAUAUAGAUUUUGUUUACUUUCAUAUGUGGGUAAAAAAUCGGAUGAAGUGAGUUCCCAUGUGACUUUAGUGUGAAUUUAGAGGAUUUUCGUCAUAUUUGCACAUUGGAUUUACCCUUGGUUUGACUCAAACAAAUGUAUGAAUUACACUAUAAAAGUACUACACAUAAA
Sinocyclocheilus grahami is the source of this 3097-nucleotide messenger RNA. Its product is annotated as BAG family molecular chaperone regulator 5-like. Gene Ontology annotation, molecular function: protein-folding chaperone binding; adenyl-nucleotide exchange factor activity. The transcript is spliced from 4 exons. The record is from RefSeq and is a predicted model, not a curated record. Bases 349 to 1764 code for a protein of 471 amino acids. Gene Ontology annotation, cellular component: cytoplasm; nucleus; membrane. Gene Ontology annotation, biological process: protein stabilization; negative regulation of protein ubiquitination; regulation of inclusion body assembly. NCBI's taxonomy places the organism in Eukaryota, Metazoa, Chordata, Actinopteri, Cypriniformes, Cyprinidae.